GUAGCAGCUGUCGACCGGGGGGAGGGGGAUAGGCAUCUGAGAUGCUGCCGGCCACGUGCACUAAGAGACCGAUUAGAAAAGAGACAGCUGCCGUAGCUCGACCUACUCACUCGAUUCUCCAUCUUAAACCGACGUCUUGGCAGUAGCUCUCCACACUCGCGCGUCUGUUAAGGUGUCAGUAGCAUCUCUGCGGAAGCACUCCUGUUUAGUCAGUCCAACGAGUUGCCUCUAAGGCUCCACAUCUCACCGUCUUACCUCUCGUUGUACCUAACAUUAACGGAUAUAUCUGCUUGACAUGUCAUUGCUUCCCUCAUUCGUUUUCUGGAAGUGAAAGAGACCAUCUAUCUGUGAAAAAUCGUUUUGCUCAGCAAUCGUUCCUGGUGGAUCUAAAAUUUAUGAAGUAUGUGCAUGGUGAUUUCGAAUCAAUAUCAACAACUACAAUUUUCAUAGAUAGAUAUAUUGAGGUUCAUCGAAUACUUCUUUGUGCUUUUCAUUAACUUUUCUGAACUCGUAUACGCAACUGAUCGUCUACUUGAAUUUUUAUUUUGAAAUCAGAUAUUCUUAAAUUGCAAUAGGACUAAAUAUUUAGCCAUGAUUUUAUUAUUGGUCAGCUUUCUGACAACCUUAAGUGUGCAAGCACAGAGCGAAAACUUUGAAAUAGCGCAGUUUGGGAAAAUUAUCAAAGAACUGCAAACGGAGAUGAUUGAAUUAAGAAAAAUUCGUCAGGAGGACAGUGAGACUAUUCGGAACUUGCAAGAGAAAAUGUAUCAAUAUGUGAAAGAUUCUUCAUCUAAUUUACUGUCUGAUGUUAAUAAAGAAUCACCAUUAUCUGCAAAAAACGUGGUGGCAAUGAACCGGGACUCGAUUCGUGUGGAUAAUAGUAAUUUGCAAAUGAGUAGUCUGAGACAUCAGUUUGAAAAUGUGCAAUCACAGAUGACCACAGAAAGAAUUAGAAUAGAUUUUAGAACCGAAACUGACUUUCUUCAUCAGGAAUUAUUGAGACUUAGUAAACAGGUAGAUGACAUUAAAGUUCAGAGUGCGAAAGAUACAUCAUCGCUUCCUGGUCGCGUUGCUGUCAGAUGGCUGCAAGGAACUGUAGAAGGUUUGAGACAUGAAAUGAAAGAGAUGGCGUCUACUUUGAAUACAAGUGCAACUUUGGCUGAAAAACAAAGGAUUAUGACGAAUUUUGAUUUACUACGAUCCGAUAUUGUUGCUCUUGGUCAUCGCAUGGACAGCGGACGAGUCAGUCGAGAAAGAAACACAGCUGUUAUCAAGCAACUUCGCCAAGAUGUCGACGAAAUCCGCCAAAGAUUACAAGAAUCUGCAAUGGGGCAACAAAAACUUCUUGUAGAGGUAGAUGCAUUGAAAGAAGAACUACGAGAACAAGUGAUGAUGUUUAAAAAGAAAAUUCCUAUGUCUAAUGGAGCUGACCAUUUGAGAAGAAGUUUUCGAUCACACGAAGAAGGCGACAGAGAACACCCUAGAUUUCGACAUAGCCAUUGGAAAGUUGAAGUUGAAAACCUGCAAGACUCUGUCAAUAAUUUAGAAUACUCUCAAAUGGACUUAAACAAACAGAUGCAAGUGAUUCUGAAUAAUCAAGCUUCAUCUGUUUUAAAACUGAAUGCGAUGGAAAAAGCCCUGAAUGAAAAAGAACCUAUGAAUGAAGACCAAAAGACAACAAACGAAAGACUAAAUCUUCUUGAGAGUGUAGUGAAUAAAACUGAACGACAAACUCGAGAUAUUCAACUGCGUGUGAACAAUAUCACUACUUCGGGUAUAACUAAACUUCAUGGCUCAACAAUGCAACUUUUCAACGCUCUGGAAAGAUUAGAAAGCAAAUAUGACAAAGCUACUGAUGAUAUUCGAAAAGAAAUAUCUAAACUGGAUUACAAUUUAUCGCAAACCCAGUCUGAUUUGGAAGAAUUACGUGAUAGAGAGAUUUCAUCUGAACAGGUUGUUUCGAAUAUGAAGAACGAUAUAUCCACUGUUCAGUCGGAUUUGAAAAGCAAUCAUUUGCGAAUUCUGCUGGUCCAGAAUGCUGUACUGAAUCGGACAUUACCAGGCAAUCAACAUAGGAUACAAACCCAAGACGCCAGAAUAUCUGCUUUAGAGUCUCAGAUUCAGUCUCUGCUCGACAAUGUGGAUUCCGAGAAGAUGGAAAUUGAAGCUUUGCAUCGUCAAGUCAUCGAAAAAGCUGAUGAUAAGGAUCUGAACAGAUGGGAACGAACUCAGCGAAAAGUUCGAGAAAGUAUCCUGCAAUUCAAGGAAGACAUCCCUCGAAUAAAGCGAAAUCAAGAUAAAAUAGAGAAAGAACUUGAGAAAUUUAUUACACAGUUACCCCGAGAUUGCUCACAGAAUUCUACAUUGGAGAGUAUACAGGAACGUAAAAGUGGUACUUAUUUGAUUCGUCACCCUGUCGCUCAUUCGCAAACUUCAACCAUCAAAGUAUUCUGCGACAUGGAAACUUCCGGCGGCCAUUGGACUCUUAUUCAACGUAGAUCAAAAGGAGAUCAAGAUUUCAAUAGAAAUUGGGAUCACUAUAAAAAUGGUUUUGGUGAUGUAUCUUCUGGCGACUUUUGGCUGGGAAAUGAAAUUCUCCAUCUCUUGACCACAGACGAUGAUUACAUCUUACGCAUAGAUCUAUGGGACUCUGAAGGAAAAUAUAAGUAUGCCGAAUAUAAUACUUUUGAAGUGCUAGCAGAAAAAGAUAAUUAUAGGUUGGCAUUAGCAGGUUAUUCUGGCAAUGCUAGCGAUGCUAUGAGCUAUCACAAUGGCAUGGCUUUUAGCACCCCUGAUAGAGACCAUGACGCAAGUUUAGCUACUCAUUGUGCUGAAUUCUACCAUAGUGGCUGGUGGUACAAUCAUUGCCAGUAUGUUAAUAUUAAUGGCCGUUACAGCACUGGAGUGACGUGGUAUGACAUCGAUGGCCAAGAGUGGUCGGAAAUGACCAGAGUUGAAAUGAAGAUCAGACCACGGACUUCUAUUUCAAAAUCAACGUAAACACAGUAAAGGAUUGCAAACGAUUGCCUAGUUUCAUUAUUCUAGUCGAUAUCAAAUCUAGCUCUUGAUGGAAAUAUACGUACAGGGUGCUGAAAUUUCUUAAAAAUACUGAUGAACAUUUCUAAAACAGGAAUGCGAACACAGAAUUUCAAAUUCUGAAACUUUAAAUGCUAAUGUACUGGAAAAUACGUAGCUUUAUACUCAAGGAAAAAAAAAACAGUAGUCACAAAAGAAUUAAUAUAUUUGACUUUUAUAUUGCUAUUUAAGAACAAUUAUUUAUUUAUGAAUUUUGUAUAUAAAAUAUUGUGUGAAAUAUAUCAGUUUGUUUUCUUUUUGUUCAUAUGUAUUUAUGUUGUAAAAAUUUGCUGAAACUGAUUAUAUGUUUGCUUAUACAGACCUUUACAUUGAAAGUAUUAUUUCAUAACUAAGUAUUUAGUACGUUUGAAUGUUUCAUAACUCAUACGCUGU
This is a messenger RNA of Argiope bruennichi, 3468 nucleotides long. Its product is annotated as angiopoietin-4-like. NCBI's taxonomy places the organism in Eukaryota, Metazoa, Arthropoda, Arachnida, Araneae, Araneidae. The transcript is spliced from 5 exons. The record is from RefSeq and is a predicted model, not a curated record. Bases 592 to 3000 code for a protein of 802 amino acids.